ACACAGAUAGAAUCGUCCGGAAAAUUCCGGAUGCGUUAAUUUGGUCCCUUUCCGGAAGUCCUUUGAAGUUUACCAUUAUCGUUCAUUGCGAUGAUUGUGCCUUAGCAAAACACAGAAUAUUGACAGAUAUUGAACUUGAAGAAGACUCGUUAAUGCACUGAUGAAAUGUAGAUAAACCUCUGCGUUUAACAUGAGCCAGAGACCGACCUUUCGACCUUACAGUGAGUACCAGCAGGAGCAGCGGAACGUCCUCACCCACAAGGAUGAGUUCGGGCCCCGGCUGUUCCGUCAGAUGGUGGUGGGGUUUGUGUGUGCCGGACUCCUGGGGAUGGUGCUCCUCACCCUGGGGGCGUCGUUCAUGAAGGACGCCCUGAAGUCUGAGUACUCUAUAUCAGUGAUGCUAUGCGUGUUUGGAAUGGUGGCAGGCUUAAUUAUUGUCGUGGGAACAUUCAUUCUUGGAAAGUUGUCAAUCUCCAGGAAAUGGCUGAAGGCCACCCCCCAGCCCCAGACCUCACAGUGCUUUCAGACUUGCUCAGUGGUGUACACGCCUUCCCAAGACCCGAUAGCAACACAUGACUUGCCGCCUGCCUACGACACCAUCAUGCUGAGUGAGUUUGUGCCUGGGAUGGUCCUGGAAUCUUCCCCACCCGCCAUGCUUCCCCCCAAGUACUGUGAUGUGGCUUCCCUCCCAAACUACGGGGAACCAGUUUAACAGAUGAAAGAAAUGUCUUUUAUAGCCUAUUUUUAGGUUGAGUCAAAUUAUUUUGUUAUGCAUAUCACAAUUUAUUUACUGUAUAGCCUUAAUUGUCACUAGGAUGUUUCAUGUUAUAUAUUUUUUAUUUCAGAUUUAUAUUUUUGAUUACGGUAUAUCAGGAUGCUUUGCUGUUAGAAUAUUUUAAUAAAUUCAGUAAAGAGUUAUUUUAUUUAAAAUUUGAUAUUAUUUUUUGAAUAAACAUCAAGUUUAUGUUUGUGAAUAACAUUAUACCAAAUAUUCCCAGAAGCUGUGAAGAUGUAUUUUGGCAGAAAUAUAUUGCAAAGAAUUUAUUUUGCCUUAUAUUUAUGAUACUUAAUUGUACGUGUAUCUUGGAACAGCCUGAUAUACAUGUACUAGUUGUAAGUAAAUAAUAUGAUAAUACUCUAUUCAGUGGAGCUUUAAGUUUUAUAAACCUUUAUUAGAAAAAUAAUAGAAUUAAAAGUGCUAAAUUUUAUUUAAGAACUUAUGAUACAAGAUUUUGAGCUUUUGUUGCAGUGAACAAUUUAUGUCAGCUGUUGACGCAUUAGGUCUGUGAAAACAGGUCAAUCAAACAGAGACAUAUUGUUUUAUAUUUAUACAUGUAUUAUACACUGACAAUAGUAAUUUUAUGUGAUUGAAUGAUGCAGUGAGCACUGCAUAAUUGUUUUUUCUUUGAAAUUUUUGUUGUGAAUCAUCCUUUGAUUACUUUUGUUUUCCUUUCAUCUGCCUUUUUGUUUGCUUGAUGAAUAAUUUAGUCAGUUCCUCCAUUAGAAAAAUAUGUAAUGUGAACAUAAAAGUACAGACAAAAUAUGGGACACAAAUAGGAUUGCAAAAACAGAUUAUGCCGUUGUACACACACUUAUAGAUAUUUUUACAAAGCACUUGCAAUGGUUUUAUACACACUGCUGUAGCUAAUUUUGCUUGAUGUGGCCUUUUCCUGGGACUCUAUAGAACAGCAUGUAUUAACACAAAGAGAUUUACUGGUAUAAUCUGCUCCAUCAAAGCUAGCAGAUGAAGGAAAACAAGACAUUUUUGUACAUACACUGUUAAGUGAUUUUAAAUGCUAAUUGAUUAUUUAUACAUUUUAUGAUAACACAAAUUUUCAUUGUGAUGAAAUCUACAUUUUAAUCAGUAUAAAUGUUUUUUCAAUAUCGUGUCUCUUCUAGUUUGAUAGAUGCAUUUCUCAGCUAUUGGGAAGAGGAAAUGGCUUUUGUAUUACCAGUAUGAGCUUGCAUUAGAAAAUGAUAAAACACUGAGUUAGAGAGUUGUCUCUCUUUGAUUCAUGCAAAGUGGAGAUUUUUUUGAGAGGUAAUAAGUCUUGAUUGUUUUGAAACAUGCUGAAGAAGAACAAUGUACAUCCAUGCCUGUAUAUCUUUCAUCAGACUAUAUUACAAAUAUCUACAUUUCUUUUAUAAAUCAGGCUAUAUUACAUAUAUAUACUGUCUUGAUAUAUUUUUAUCCCAGAGUGCAGAGUAUUGCCAGCUUCUUGACAUUUUUCUCUCUUUAUCACUUGAAUAUGAAAUCAAAAGAGAAGUUUCCCGUAGAUUGUCACUGCAAGGUGAAUAUGUUCGACUGUGAUAUUUUUUAUCGCAUCUCUUAUUUGUUACUAACUGUUUAGAUCUGUUUUGUAAAGAUGAUAAAGAGUAUGUACUAUCA
This is a messenger RNA of Magallana angulata, 2389 nucleotides long. RefSeq lists its product as uncharacterized. NCBI's taxonomy places the organism in Eukaryota, Metazoa, Mollusca, Bivalvia, Ostreida, Ostreidae. The coding region runs from base 191 to 712 and encodes 173 amino acids. The record is from RefSeq and is a predicted model, not a curated record. The transcript has 4 exons.